This is a messenger RNA of Miscanthus lutarioriparius, 1041 nucleotides long. The record is from the annotation of a GenBank genome assembly. Lineage: Eukaryota; Viridiplantae; Streptophyta; Magnoliopsida; Poales; Poaceae.
AUGGCGGCUUCCUUCCUCUUCCCGCACGCAUAUAUUCCUAAUUCCUUUCUCCUCGUGUCGUGCCUGCUUGCAUUCCCACUCUGCCACCGCCACUACCACUCCACUGCCAUCACCCUCGCUCCCUCUCUGGCUCUCUCCAGGACUUCAUCACUCUGUCUCUUACCGAUGUCUCCACGCCUCACGCUCACCUCACUCCUCUUCCUCGUCCACGCGGCCGCCGCCGGCGACACCCGGCGGGCGCUGCACGAGCCGCUCUUCCCCAUCGAAUGGACCCCGCCGCCGUCCACCACGGCGCCGCCAGCACCGGGAUUCGCCGCCGAUCCCUCCACGCCCGUCCCACCCGUCGACAACGGCGGGCCGGCGCUGCUCCCCGCUCCGCCGCCACCGGACACCGUCGCCGCGGACGCCUCUUCGUCCCGCACGGGCCCGGCCCCGCGCCUCCACGGCGGCGGCGGAGGAACGCCCAAGGCCGCCAUUGUCGUCGCCUCCGCCGCCGCGGCUGCCGUCCUCGCGCUGCUCGCCUUCGCCGCCGCGUUUCUCCUCACGGGCCGUCUCGCGCGGCGGCACCCCGCGUGGGCGCACAAACCGCCCGGCCUCGCAGCCGCCGCGCACCCUGGGCCUGCCUCCGCGGUCGUGCUGCACGCCGACGCCGUGGGCGCCUUUGCGGCGGCGGCGGCGGCGGCCUCGUCGUCGGGUGCCACUGCCACACCUUACCGGAAGGCCCGCUCGGAGCGCGCCAGGCGGGGCAUGUGCCGCGACGUCGACACCGUCCCGAGCCCGGAACUCAGGCCGCUCCCGCCGCUUCGGCGCGCGGGGUCGUCCGACGAGGACGCCGCGUACUACACGACGGGCCAGCGCUCGGCGGGGUCCGCCGGGACGUGGAGCGAGGCCAGCGCGUCCAGCCCACGGACCACCACACCCUCCCGCCGCAGCCUCCCCAGCCUUACCAGCGAUUUCUUCCCACCCACGCCCCUCCUGCGCCACGCUCCCGACGCAUUCUGCCGCGGACCCGCUUCUCCGCCGGCUCCGCCUCGGAUAUGA